Molecule: messenger RNA, 1503 nt
Organism: Odontomachus brunneus
Lineage: Eukaryota; Metazoa; Arthropoda; Insecta; Hymenoptera; Formicidae
Exons: 3
Coding region: 515-931 (138 amino acids)
Source: RefSeq, a predicted model, not a curated record
AAGCGUGUUCACUCUAUACAAAGAAGGCAGUCUAUGUAAAGGUAAAAUCUCGUGAUAUAUACAGCACGCGUACGACUCGGAAAGAAAAAGAAAGACAGAGAGAGAGAGAAAGAGAGAGAGAGAGAGAGGGAGGGAGGGAGAGAGCGAGCACACGCGCGCGGGAUACGUUCGAAUUCUAAUAUAUAUUGACGUCAAGUAAGAAAAAAAGAGAUCAGCGUCUCUGAUCCCCGACCCCGAUCCAAAUACAUAUUUCAACUAUCACCGAGUGCGUCGGCCUUUGACGUUGACAACCUUGUUGUUACAUACGUCGGUACUUUCGGACAAAGCGCUUAGAUUCGCUCGUCACUACUUCUAGUGUCUGUGACGUGCAUAUGCGCGCGCCUCGCGCGCGCUUUGCGCUCGCCAAGGUGCCAAGCGAUCUCGAGUAAAGAUCAAGUACUCGACAUCUACGAAGAAUCGCGCAAAGAGAGGCAAGAGUGAAGAAAUCAGAAGGACCAAAGGAAGUCAAGUGAGAAUGUCAAGGACGAAUUACAGCGCCGCUGAUACAAGGAUGGUGGUAGUCGUCAUGAUCGUGGUUACGUUGUGCUAUCCAACUGUGAUCGACACGGCUAUGGUAGUCAGGACCGAGAUUUUUGGUCAACGUCUACAAAAUGUAGUUUUGCACGGACCUAAAAACACGAGAGUUCUACGGAGUACGGAGGGAAACGAGGACGACCAGAGGCGGUACUGUUACAAUUUACCUUGUGCGUGGGAGGUCUAUAAUCCGCGUACGCGCAUCUCCGAAUACGUUAUGAAAAAUCACUGCGAGUGCCCGGAUAGCACUUACAAGUGCGUGCGCUACCACGACGUCCUGCAGUCGGGCGCGUAUCAGUACCGCUGCCGUCAGAACACAACGGCGGACGACAUCGAAUAUCCCAAGGACGCUAACUGAAACAGGGCUUCAUUUCAAUCAGUUUAAAUACAAAAGACGUGACGUCCAUGCAGAUAUCAAUUAUUUCUUUCUAUAGGCAGUACAAAUGGGACUCACAGCAGCCGGCCGCAUUCCUACCACCAGUAAAUUUCGAUAAUAAGGAAUAAUAGAAGGCGACGAGAUAUUACGACGAGCUAUAUAAUUUGUAACUUAUAUUCAUGUGCGGUAACAUGUCAACUUUUCGCGUUUUUCAUCUCUUUUGAACAAAAAUCUGAUUUCGUCUGUAUGGAUAUCACAUCCUUUUUAAGUAAUAUAAUAAUAAUAUGUUAUGCGAAGUAUAAGGGCAUAUUAUUAUUCGAUGAAAUGUGCAGAGGCAAAUUUUUCACCCACGUUAUCUCUUGUACUUAACAGAAUCGACUUUUUAUACUUUACGAAAUAGAGCAGGAAAUCCCACGUUGCUUUACCCUCCUUUUGCGUGUAUAACCACAGGACAAAUGUAAUAUUAUUUAUAAUAAUAUAUCGCAUAGAGAGAGAGAGAGAGAGAGAGAGAGAGAGAGAGAGAGAGAGAGAGAGAGAUACAGAAAGAUGUAGAG